UGAAAAAUACACUCAGUCACGACUGAGUGACUGAACUGACUAGGCUUUGUAAGCCUCAGUUUUCUCAUUGGUAAAAUGGGAUAAGUAACAGUACCUACCUCAUAUUGUUGCUAUGAGAUAACGCUUUCAGAGAGCUUACAUUUCCGCUAACUGCUCAUCUGGGGGCAGUCUUCUUUGACCUUCUGUGGUCUGGCCCAUGUCAUCAUGAUGUCACAAUGCCCUACUAGACUCCAACUUCUCCACUAGAGAGUUGUGGAUGCUUUGGAGUUACGGACUAGAACUGACAUGAGAGACCUCUACCAACUGAGGGUUUCGUGAGCACACUGCUCUGUCAAGAUCUUGGUGAAUAGUCUUUCACUGUGCAAUCGUGUCUUAGAAAUUGUUUUACUUGUUAUCAUGAUCGUGCUUGGCUGGAUGCUUUUUGUUGGAUUUGCAUGUUACUUGGGCACAUUUCCAGAGUUCGUGCCUCCAACUCUGAAGUGGAAAGAGAGGUGGGUUGUUCAGGAGAGCAAGACACACCUGAGGAGCCAGACUUUGGAUGAAGAUCUGCAACUGUGAGCGACUAUGACGGUCUGUUGAGCUGGAUUCCUCCCUUUCAAGAGAACUUGAUAGCACCCGGAAAUGUCAAUGGAAAGUUUACUUUCCUCUGGAAAAUAAAAUGAACUGUGAAAUGGGAAAGACUUUGAGGAGCACUGCUGAGGACAGCAAGCCCUGGGUCAAAGAUUUGUUAAUAACUAUACCUCCUGGGUAUUCUUUUCAAUGACUGUUCCACCUAUUAUUUUUUCCAUGCAGACUCUAUAAUAAAUUAGACCAGCAUUUUUAAUGCCCCUUUUGGCAGAUUCUGAAACUUGAGUUAAUGUAAAUUUGAGUUCAGGUUCUAACUUUGCAACUUCCUGGCCGUAUGACCUUAGGAAAGUUUAAUCUCUCUGAACCUCAGUUUCUUCAUCCAUAGGAUGGAGAUAUUCCAGUCUCUUUCUGUUUUUGUGAGAAUUACACGUGGAAAUUCAUGUGAAGCAUUUAAUGCAAAACUUGACAAGUUAGUAAAUGCUAGCUUUAAGUAGUAAAUGCUAACUUAACAACUAGGCCAAAUAAUGAACUAGUCAGCAGACUUACUGGUGACUAUGACCUUACCUACUUACCUAGGGCCACAAAAACCAACCCAUUUGUGAAGCUGAAACAUAGAUCUCUGGACUUAAUACCCCUCUCAUUCAUUCCACUUGACCAGCCUGUCUAUAGGAAGCAUUAGUAACAGUGUCCUUUUAGCAAACCAUCUCCUGGCCUUGAAUCCCACCCCCAUUUCAUUCAGACUGGUUUUUUCAAAGAUGUUCCCAUUGUUAAAGAAACUUAGCUCUUAAGAGUCUUAAUAUUAUAAUAUGCAAUUACAGGAGCAGGUUUUCUGGGAAGCUUCUCCAGAAGGCUUUAAGAAGGGUAUCCAGGGCUCCAGAAGGGUAUCAAGCAAGUCCCAGCCCUAAGUAUCCUAGGAGCAGGCCAUGAUGGGGUUCUUUUUUUUCGCCUAUGCCCCAGAAUUUCUAUGAAUGUAUCAGCCCAACAGUCAGACCUGUGCGGGGUGGGGUUGCAGGUGGAAUCACUGGGCACCUAUUUAGCUUGAGCAGCUGCCACAGUGCGAUCCUGACCAAACCAUUGACAUUGUGGGUGCCUCAGUUUCUCCAGCUAUGAAAUGAGCAGAAUAGCCCAUCUUCCUCCUCUUCCCUUCUCAGGAAAGUCAAGAGGAGUCUUUCCCUGCAUGAUGAGGGUUUAACUGUACCAUUUCUAGAAAUGCAAGACUUUUCUUCUUUGAGUAGCCUAACAGUUACUCAAGUUAUUUAUUUUGGUGGGGGGGGCAAGAAUACAGGAGUGAGUUGCCAUUCCCUUCUCCAGGAGAUCUUCCCGACCCAGGGAUUGAACCCAGGUCUCCCACAUUGUAGGCAGACGCUUUACCACCUGAUCCACCAGGGAAGUCUAUUCAAGUUAUUUAAGUAAUUGCUUAUAGUGUACAUAGCUAGUCACUCCUCCCCAUUAAUCCAUAGUGUGUGUUUUGUUCACAGCAACGCCUUGGGCAUCUGAUUGCAUAAAACAGGUAGUCAAACUUUUGGCAGGUGAUGAGUUAAUAAAGAUAAGAUGCCAGCUAGAUCCUAACCACACAGUCAAAGAACAGGGCCCUCCUACUCAGAGUUCUUUAGCCCGUACACACCCUGGCCAGCUGUCCCAUACCUUCUCACUCUGGUCCUCAAGGUCACAAGAGUUGAUGUCACAAUUAGUGUCCGAGCUAUCUGCCCCCCAGAUAGCCAUGGCGAGCCACUUCAGGUCAAACUAGACCACGAAGCUCUCCAGCCAGGAGCUACCAUGCUGGACCAUCCACCAUCUGGUCUUGCAUGAAGACAGCCCAGUUUCCAGGGCUCGGAAUAGAAUACCACACCUUUCAGAACCACCUGUUUCGUUCUGCACACACUACCAGCUAAGAAGCCCUGCAAUGAUUGUUGUCUUAUGGAUGCUUCUCAUUGCAGGAACAAUGUGGAAGGGAUACAAAUAUCCCCCAGGGGGGACCCCAGUGGAAAUAAGCAAAGAUGAUCCUGGUGAAGUGAUGCAGCUCUGAAGCUUUCCCACCCAGCUGUACAGUUCCUGAUGGUGUCCCAUAUAAAGUAAUUGCACAU
Molecule: messenger RNA, 2651 nt
Organism: Cervus elaphus (red deer)
Lineage: Eukaryota; Metazoa; Chordata; Mammalia; Artiodactyla; Cervidae
Gene: MISFA
Product: SPTY2D1 opposite strand
Exons: 3
Coding region: 397-558 (53 amino acids)
Source: RefSeq, a predicted model, not a curated record